UUACAGUUGCUGAUGAAUUAGACGUUUUAGAUGAUGAUCUGCUUGACGAGGUUCUUGAUGAUUUUUCCUCACAACCUCCCACAAAAUCUUCAUCGCCUACCUUUUCCACAAUAAAUAAUAGUAUUCCAAGCAAUUUAUUGCCAAAACUAACAGAACUUACUUCAGACAUGGAUGAAGAAUAUGCAAAAAUUUUAGCAGCAGAAAUGGAAAAAUUGGUAGAUGAGGUGACAAAUAAAGAAUUAAAUGAAGAACUCAAAAGCACAUUACAAGGUUUUAUGAAAUCUGUUGGUGGAAUUAACAACUUAAAUGAUAUAGUAGAUUUUGAUGGUAAAAAUAGUAUUAUUGGUGAUGUUAGUGGUAACAAAAUACGAAAGUCACCAAAUGAAUCCAAAGGUGAUUCAUUUCAAGAUAAAAUUAAUCAAACUAUGAACAAAUUACAAAAUAGUUCUGAACAAGUUGAUGCCAGCAUUACAGAAGAAUCAACAGAUAUACUUAUGGAAGAAAUGUUAAAACAUUUAGAGAAUAUGGGCCUUACAGAAGAUAAUAUUGAUGGAAUGUCGUGA
Messenger RNA from Entrophospora sp. SA101, 563 nucleotides. Lineage: Eukaryota; Fungi; Glomeromycota; Glomeromycetes; Entrophosporales; Entrophosporaceae. The record is from the annotation of a GenBank genome assembly.